UAUUAGUAUUGUACAACUUCGCCGGUCUUUAGUACAGUAUAAAAACUAAAGGGUUGGCUCAUAGUAAGCAGAAAACCAAAGAUUUCAAUGAACCGAAAAUGAAGAUUCUAGCUUUUCUCGGUAUUGUGAUCUUCUUUGCAACUACUUUCUCACAGUACGGGCAUGCGCAGAUCCCAAGAGCAUGUACAGAUGAAGCUAGCCUCCGAGACCUCACCUGUUGCCCAACUACCAGUAAUGGAGUUUGUGGAGCUGUUGCAGGCCGUGGGGCUUGUAUGGAUCUGCAACUACCUCAUAGUAAUACCACCACAGACGUAAGAAGAAACUGGCCUCACUACUUCACCAGGGCAUGUCAGUGCACAGGCAACUUCUCGGGAUAUGACUGCAGCAGGUGCAAGUUUGGCCACUACGGAGCAGACUGUAGUCGGUACCAAGUUCUCUCUCGUCCAUCAGUGGCUGAUUUUGAUGUUACUGACUGGGACGACUACAAUCGCAUCCUCAACUUGACAAGAACUUAUGAUUCUGGCUAUGUUGCUGUAUUAGAAGAGACGUACCCCGGAAACACCAGCCUUCGUACUGCUCCUUUGACCCUGUAUGGAAUGCUUAUAUGGUCACAUCAUUAUGCUGCAAAAGAUAGCCAAUCGUUAGAACUGCGAGUGAACGGAGCCCCGCUAGACUAUGCCCACACUGCUCCUGGCUUCAAUACAUGGCAUCGAUUGCAGUCAGUAUGGUUUGAAUGGGAGAUUCAAGGAAUGCUGAAUUCAAUGGCGGACCCUAACUACCACAUGUUCCGACUCCCUUGGUGGGAUUGGCGUAGAGAAUCACAAAUGACAACUGGAUUAGGAGCAGAUGACCUGUUUGUUGCAAACAGAGCUGGUUACAGUAAAAAUGUUAGUGGACGCCCGGUUGUUGCUGGUGAUCUGUUUGGAGAAGGUUGGGAGACUAUGUGCUGGUUUAGAGUUGGCCAAAUUUGUGAUCCUACUGAGAACACUGGAUUACUACAGAGAUGUCCUUUCACGGGCACCAACCCAUGCAGCACGUCAAAUCCUGAUUGGCCCAGUGCAGCUGAUGUUCUUACCGCUCUUGUUAUUCCUGAAUUCGAUGUUGCUCCCUACAACAUUCAAACUGUAGGAGGUUAUCGAACAUUCGUUGAUUUCCAAAUUGGUACUGUCAGUGUGGAGGAUUGUCGUGAUGAUAGACAGUGUCGCUGUGUGCCUAGUUUGGACCCAUCAUGUGCAACCAAUACAGCUGAGCCUACUCAAAAGUCGGGAAUGCAUCUUCUGGGUCACAUCAUUAUGGGACAAGGAGAUUUCAACUUUCGUCUUAACAACGACAUGUCCACAAUUGGAACGAUUGAAGACGUCGCAGCUUCUCCAAACGAUCCAAUGUUCAUCCUCCAUCACAACAUGAUAGACUGCAUCUUUAUAGAGUGGAUGAGGCGUUUCCCUAAUGCCGAAUACCCAAUGAAUGUGUCAACUGUCGGACAUGCUCGUGAUGGGUUCAUAAUUCCUUUCUUCCCACUUUACACCAACAACGAUCUUUUCGUCUCGGCAGAGGAGCUGGGAUAUAGCUGCAAUCUUUUUGGAGGUGCAGUAAACACAUCCAUGUCUGUAAGCCUACUUCUAAUUCUCGGAAUGUUGGCUUUUGCUUUAACUCAAUGAAGACUAUACGAUGUACGUCAUCUAAAACUGUGAACUGCUACUGUUUGUACUGCAACAUUUGAGAAGUUGCAUUUUUAGAGCUUGUUACAUGCUGUUGAUAUGAUUGUAAAUAAAGUGUAAUGACAUGUAAAUAAAAAAAAUUGAUUGCCAUUGUAAAUUCUA
Messenger RNA from Halichondria panicea, 1820 nucleotides. Its product is annotated as tyrosinase-like. Gene Ontology annotation, molecular function: oxidoreductase activity. Bases 99 to 1658 code for a protein of 519 amino acids. The transcript is spliced from 4 exons. The record is from RefSeq and is a predicted model, not a curated record. NCBI's taxonomy places the organism in Eukaryota, Metazoa, Porifera, Demospongiae, Suberitida, Halichondriidae.